Messenger RNA from Labeo rohita (rohu), 521 nucleotides. RefSeq names its product ribosomal protein S17 (gene rps17). Gene Ontology annotation, molecular function: structural constituent of ribosome. Gene Ontology annotation, biological process: translation. Bases 75 to 479 code for a protein of 134 amino acids. Gene Ontology annotation, cellular component: ribosome. The record is from RefSeq and is a predicted model, not a curated record. The transcript is spliced from 5 exons. Lineage: Eukaryota; Metazoa; Chordata; Actinopteri; Cypriniformes; Cyprinidae.
UAUCAUUUCCGGGAGAGCUUUAUAAACUUCCGCUCCGGUCGAAUUUUAACCCUUUUCCUCUAGACCGGCUCAAUAUGGGAGGUGUGAGAACCAAGACCGUGAAGAAAGCCGCUCGGGUGGUCAUCGAGAAGUACUACACCCGGCUGGGCAAUGACUUCCACAUCAACAAGAGGGUGUGUGAGGAGAUCGCCAUCAUCCCCAGCAAAGCUCUGCGCAAUAAGAUUGCAGGUUAUGUGACCCAUCUGAUGAAGCGCAUUCAGAGGGGUCCUGUCAGAGGUAUCUCCAUCAAACUGCAGGAGGAGGAGAGAGAGAGAAGGGAUAACUAUGUCCCAGAGGUCUCUGCUUUGGAUCAGGAGAUUAUUGAGGUUGAUCCAGAUACAAAGGAAAUGCUGAAGGCUUUCGACUUAGGCAACAUCUCCAACUUGCAGGUCACCCAGCCAAGUGUUGGAAUGAACUUCAAGACACCCAGAGGAGUCUAGAUGUUUAAUUUAUCAGAUGUCAAUAAAGACUGCAAAAAAGAA